Messenger RNA from Daucus carota subsp. sativus, 2049 nucleotides. RefSeq lists its product as uncharacterized. NCBI's taxonomy places the organism in Eukaryota, Viridiplantae, Streptophyta, Magnoliopsida, Apiales, Apiaceae. The record is from RefSeq and is a predicted model, not a curated record. The transcript is spliced from 4 exons. The coding region runs from base 1 to 2049 and encodes 682 amino acids.
AUGGAUGAUUUAGCUGAUCUUGUGUUUGAUCCUCCUAAAAAAGAGAUAAAAUGUUCUCAUGCGAUUCUUAGCAAGAAUCAGGUUAUGAGACACAAGAGUUCAAUCCGAAAAUGUGAGUCCCUUCAUAAUCGCCAACAAAAUCGUGAGGAAUCGAAUGUGGAUGAGUUUUCGAUUGAUCCCGCAAAGAGAAAAAGUAUUUAUGACUUCCAUGUUAAUGACAGAGAGAAGGUCAGAAGUUGGCUAGAGUACAGUGUUUCCGAGGAUUCAGUUUAUUGUCUAUGCUGUUAUCAUUUCAAACCCGAGCGUGGAGGCCAGAGUGGUGGUGAUGUGUUUGUCACUCAAGGGUUUACUAAUUGGAAGGAGGCGUUGAAAAAAUUCAGUGAACAUGUUGGAGAGGAUCCAAAUAGUAUUCACAAAAAGUGUGUUAAAGCUUGGCAAGAUCUGAUGAAUCAAAAUCAACAUAUAGAACUUGCACUAUCAAAUCAGAGUACUCAAUGUCAACUUGAUUAUCGCACUCGUUUGGUUGCAACAAUUGACGUUGUUCGGUUGUGUUUGAGUCAAACAUUGGCAUUUCGGGGACAUGAUGAGUCUGAGGAGUCUAACAAGAAGGGUAAUUUUCUCACAUUUUUACAAUUCCUUGCUGAUCAUAAUGAAGAAAUCAAAAGGGUUGUUUUAGAUAAAGCUCCUGAUAAUAACAAGCUAACUUCUCCUGAUAUUCAGAAGGAUGUGGUAAAUGCAAUGGUUGUUGAGACUACCAAGAUUAUUCUUAGUGAACUUGGAGAUGACUUAUUUUCUAUUCUAGUGGAUGAAUCACGUGAUAUUUCUGUUAAGGAACAAAUGGUUAUUCUCUUGCGUUAUGUUAAUAAGAAUGGAUGCAUAGUGGAAAGUUUUCUUGGAGUUGUCCAUGUUGGUGAUACUACUUCUUUGUCUCUUAAAUUUGGUGUUGAGGAGCUGCUGCAGAAGCAUCAACUGAGGGUAGCAAGGAUACGUGGACAAGGAUACGAUGGAGCUAGUGAUAUGCAAGGAAAGUUUAAUGGUUUGAAGAGAUUGAUUUUGAAAGACAAUCCUUGUGCAUUUUUUGUGCAUUGCUUUGCUCACCAGUUACAGCUAGCACUUGUUGGUAAAGUGAGAAAACAUCGGAAGAUAUCAAUAUUUUUUACACAACUUAAUACCAUUACAAGUGUUGUUGCCGGAUCAUGUAAACGCCAAGACUUGCUUCGUGAUAAACAAACUACUGAAGUGAUUGAAGGUAUUUGUACUGGUCAGAUUUCCACUGGAAAGGGACUGAAUCAAGAAUCAACUUUAAAGCAUGCUGGGGAUACACGAUGGGGUUCGUAUUAUACUACAUUAUUGAGCUUGAUCAGAUUAUUCAAUCCAGCUAUAAGUGUAUUGGAGCAUAUUGUUGAGCACACAGAUGAUCAUGAUCUUCGAGGUAACGCUGAACUAAUGUUGUCAACCAUGAAUAAAUUUGACUUCAUUUUUCUCUUGCAUCUUAUGAAAAAUAUAAUGGGAAUUAGUGAUGGAUUGUCACGUGUUUUACAAAAAAAGGAUCAAGACAUUGUUAAUGCGAUGAAUCUUGUUAAUGUCACAAAAAACAUGUUAAGAUCUAUGAGAAUAGAUGGAUGGGAAUUUUUUUUACAAGAGGUUACUUCAUUUUGUGAGAGUCAUAAUGUUGUUGUUGUUGAUAUGAGCUCAAGUUUUGUUGAUCCUAGACGAGUUUUACGCAAGUCCGAGGUGUUAACAAAUCUACACCACUACCGCAAUGACAUGUUCAUAAAUAUUUUGGAAAGACAAGUUCAAGAGUUAAAUGACCGGUUUGAUGAAAUUGGUACUGAAUUACUUUUCGAUGUCACACAUGAUGAAAGAUUUGUGGAUCUUGAUGAAAUUGCGGAACUUGGUAGAAAAAUGGUUGAGACAAGAAAACAUUUGAUUCAUCCUUUGGUUUAUUUACUUAUCAAAUUGGCUAUGCUUUUACCUGUCGCAACAGCUGGAGUGGAAACUGGAAAGAGCAUUUUCUGCUAUGAAUAUUAUCAAGACUCGGCUUCGUAA